ACCAUGGUAGAGGGCACACGCUGAGGGUUAUUUGGAGCGCUCCAAUGGCUUUCCCUUGAAUUCAAUCGACCACAGUGAUUUGUUUUGUUUUUGGGACCUCCGACCCUGAGCUGGAACGUCAUCCUCCCGUGAAUGCUGAAGCACGUCGUGGACCCCCAGAAGCGAGGAAGCGAGGUCCUGACAAUGUGGAUCCCGACCCCCAGCAUGACCGUCCCGCAGCGGAUGGUGCUGUACGGGACCUGCGUGGUGGCGCUGGUCAACUCCGUGGGCCUCCUCGUCCUCGUGGCCCAGCAGAGCCAGCAGCGCGCGCGGCUGGAGCGGACCGAGGCGAGGCUGGCCGAGGUGGAGCAGAGCUCGGUGGUGGAGUUCUUCCGGGAGGUGCCGCGGGGGGCCGCGGGGCUGCGAGCGGGCCCCGGGGACCGCGCGCAACACCAGCAGUACUCCAGGAGCAAGAGGAGCGAGGAGCUGGAGAAGGACCUGCAGCGGGAGCGUCAUCAUGACGAUGGGGGUAAGGGGUCACGGCUGAAGGAGGCCAGCCAGGAGGUCGGAGAGGAGAAGGACGAGCUGAAGCUGGAGCUGAAGCACAAGCACCGACAUGGCCAGCAUCACAGCACACAGGACGACAUGAUGAUGAUGAUGACUUACUCCAUGGUGCCGAUCAAAUUGUUGAUCGACAUCUGCAACAGCACUCAGGGAGUCUGCCUCGCAGGACCGCCGGGACCACCAGGUCUGCCUGGUGCAGACGGCUCGCCAGGCCACAAUGGGACCGAUGGCACUCCAGGACUGAAUGGACUGCCUGGAGCGGAUGGAAAAAGAGGGAAGAAAGGACCUCCGGGUGAGAAAGGAGAACAAGGAGAACAAGGAGAGCCUGGUCCACCCGGAGAGCCAUAUGAACCAUCCAAUGAAGUCAUUGUUGAGGGGCCUCCAGGUCCUCCUGGCCCUCCAGGGCCUCCUGGACCCAUGGGACCUCCUGGGCCUCAAGGGCCUCCAAGGACGAGGCACCACAGAGCUCACCUGCAAACCGCUCAUACUCUGGGACUGUUGCACGCCGUGCCAAACGACGAAACUUUGACCGUGAAACAAGCUGUGAAACUUCACGAAAAGCCGGUUAAGAACGAGUGCCUCAUAAAGUCCCUGAUAAAUCCCAGAAUUGUGGCAAAGAUGGAGAGCACGUUCGGCACGUGGAUGAAAGACACAGCUCACCUGAACGAUGAGAGGAUAUGGGUGGCAGAACACUUCUCAGGUCGCAUGGUGAAGGAGUACCAAAACAUGGCUGCUUUCCAGAACGCCAGCAGCGAGACGGUGGAUGUCAGGAAGUUUUACCAAGGCUGCGGCCACACCGUCCACAACGGCUCGCUCUACUAUCACAUCGCUGGUACUUCUACAAUCGCCAGAUUUGACUUCAGAACCAGGAGGCUUCACACCCUCUACAUAGACAACGCCUUGUUCAACAACCUGUCUUAUCUGCUGACUAACUCCAAGACCUACUUCAAGAUGGCGGCCGACGAAAACGGCCUGUGGCUGAUAUUUGCCUCGGGAGCGGAUGAGAGCAUCAUGGUAGCCCAGCUGGACCAGAAGACCUUCUCCAUCACGUCCUACAUAAACACCACGUACCCCCGCACCAAGGCCGGCAACGCUUUCAUCGCCUGUGGCGUCUUGUACGUCACCGACACCAAGGACGCAAGAGUUACCUUUGCUUUCGAUCUGCUGAAGGGGAAGGCAGUGAACAUGACAUUUGACCUGAGGUCUCCUGGGGGAGUUUUGGCUAUGCUCUCCUACAGCCCGAAGGACAGACACCUGUACGUUUGGGACCAGAGCUACGUCAGGCUCUUUGUGGUCCAUUACAUCUCUGAUGAGUGAUAAUCUCACAGACACAACCAUUACAUCACGCUCCGAAGCAAACCCCGUGUUGAUAAAGUUACACACUGCUAGAUUUAGAGGAAAAAAAAGCUUUAACGUUUACAACAAAUAUAUACAUUAGUCUUCAUUGCCAUGUGGAACAUUUAGUCCGAAUGAGUCUGAACAGAUUUUAAAUAGUUGUUUUUUUUUUCUACAGUAAACUGAAUUUAUAUUGUUUCUGCGUUUGUUGUUGCAUGAGUUGAAAGUGGGAUUUCAAUGUUACUAACAGACUAAACCCUAAUCGCUUGUUUUUUUUUUUAGUUUUGUAUUUUUUUCACUGCACACAUUUUGACAUGACUAUAUCUUUAAUGUUGCAACUUUUAAGUUAGUCUAAGUAAGGCAGUGAAGGCAUCAAAAUCUUUUUAAACACCAAAAAUGACUUGUUUUUCCCAUUACAAGUAAAAAAAAGAAGAAGCUGUGAUAAAUACCUGUUGUUGCAAACUGAACCAAUGAUUUACCUUCUGUAUCUGUUUUUGAUGACAAAUGCAUGGCAAUCAAUCCAUAUUUUGUAGAAAGGUUAUACUCCCCAAUUAUCCAUAUCCAUGGCAGAUUUACAUUUAAACUUAAUUUUACCAACAUAUUACUACAGUUUGUUGUAGUAAUAUGUUUUAAAUUGCUUAUUUACAUGGAAAUAUGUAAAAAAGCAAUUUAAAACAAGAAAUAAAAUAAAAACAAUUUUAAAGCAAAUCUGCCAAGCAUAUGAAUCAUUUUGGCCUUAGCCGCACGUUUGCAUGUUUUCUACCGUUUGUGGUGAAACAGCAUCGGUGCCGACUGAUUACACUACUCAAUAAAAAAACCAAAAAAUAAAAAACUUUUCAAAAGAAAAAGAAAGCAAACCUGAUGAAAUAAAAAUCAUUUAUUCACUUUA
This is a messenger RNA of Poeciliopsis prolifica (blackstripe livebearer), 2767 nucleotides long. It is a transcript of the gene gldn, whose product is annotated as gliomedin. Gene Ontology annotation, cellular component: cell surface. The transcript has 10 exons. Gene Ontology annotation, biological process: signal transduction. The coding region runs from base 133 to 1860 and encodes 575 amino acids. The record is from RefSeq and is a predicted model, not a curated record. NCBI's taxonomy places the organism in Eukaryota, Metazoa, Chordata, Actinopteri, Cyprinodontiformes, Poeciliidae.